Molecule: messenger RNA, 1826 nt
Organism: Amorphotheca resinae ATCC 22711
Lineage: Eukaryota; Fungi; Ascomycota; Leotiomycetes; Helotiales; Amorphothecaceae
Exons: 2
Coding region: 291-1826 (511 amino acids)
Source: RefSeq, a predicted model, not a curated record
GCUGAAUCGUGACUGUGCGGAGUGAAGAAGAAAAUCGAUCCCUGAUUCCCUUUGUUUGCUGUUCCAAUAUCCCGGAAGCUUCGCCGUGCUUCGUGUAUUUUUUCAAAGGAAGGAGAGAGUUCGUGGAGACUCGGGCGUCUGGAAGGGACGUGGCUGCUUGUAUGAGUAUUUGUACUGCGCAAAGUACUAAGAAAGAGCUGGAUCUCGUGCUGUGCGCCACAAGGCUCCGGAAAGGACCCUCUAUCCAUCUUUGCGCGGAGCUGCUGUAUUUCAUUAUAUGAGUUCUAGCAAUGGUGUCGCAACCCUCAUACGCCGGCGACCUCCCUGUGCGCGGUCCCUCAUCCGUGGUAUCUUCAUCGCGACACAGUCGUCGGCACGGGAGGGUAAGAUCGCACGCUGGGGGCUCGUCCUACAUCCCGCAGAAUGAGUUCCCAGUCUUCACACACACUGGCGACGUUGAAAUCCUGAUCAAAGCUGGCUCGCAUACAAAUCGCUAUCUUCUGCACCGACUAAUUCUCACGCAAUGUUCCGGGUUCUUCGAAGCGAGCACAAGUCAAGAAUGGUCCCGCGCAGCGAAUGAAGGGGGUACAGAGCUGUCGAGAAUACGGGAGGAGUCGGGGAGUGAAUCGGGUAGGAGGGAAGUGAAAGAGGUGAAGAAGAAAUGGAGAUACGAGCUCGACACUGGGGCAGACGGCGACGAUAUUCCUAUGCUGGUACAAAAGGAGAAUACGACAGCGUCGCUCUUUGGCACAAAUGAUGCAAGACCUCCACCAGUUCGCAACAAACCACCCAUUGCCAAUCCCUCAUUCUUCCGCUCGGUCGCCAAUCUCACACUCCCAACCGCACCUCCAGCAGCGCCGACAAUUAGUCCAGAAGACCAGGAUCUCUUGGAUGACUACGAUAACCUCUUCCGAAUUUUCUACAACUACCCUCCUGUCCUCGACCCCAUCGAUAUAGCAACGGCAUACGUCCAGUGCAAAUCUCUCCUGACACUUGCGGACUUAUACGAUGCUCUGGCAGUCGUAGGCCCACGCGUAGAUCACCACCUCCUUCAGUUCCAUUCUCGUCUCUGGAAACAAGUUGCCAAAUACCCUUCCUCAUACCUUAAACUCGGCUACCUCGCACAAUCCAAAGCCAUAUUUCAAGAGGCGUUAAUACACGUGGUAGGAGCGUGGCCUAUGGGAGAGCGGCACAUCCGAAACCAACUCCCAGAAUCAGUUAUUGAUAUCAUCGAGGAUAAAGUUGAAGAGCUAGGAGAUAUGGUGGGGAAGGUCGAGGGGAAAUUGUUUCGACUCACGCUUACAACAUCAAAGGGGGAGAGAGUUACGCCACAAAACUCCUAUCUGGAUUGGCUUGCCGUGUCGUUAUUUCGACAAUGGCUAGCAGACAAUACAUCUCCGCCUCCUCCGCUUCCUCCUUUGCCUCAGACUGUCGUCCAAUCCAGGGGCCGAGCAAGUCAACAACCUCGAAACAACACAAGCACCACCCAAAAUCCUCAAGGACCGUCUCCAUUACCUCCCCCCUCGGCAGCCCCGUCUCAGUCUGCAAAUGCAAAUCUGGGCCGCAUAUACCGCACCCUAGGUACCUCUCCAAGCAAUUACCUGAACCAUGAUGAAUGCAAGAAAUUCUUGAAGAUGAGCCCGGAGAUCUAUUCAAGAGAGAGUUUGAAGAAGUUCGAGAAGAGGCUUGACGAGAUGAAAGCAAUGGCAAGAGAGAUCGUGAAGCCGCUAUUGAGGAGCAGCCUUCUCGGCGACGCCACAGGCACCACGUCCCUAACCUGCAGCGUGAUAGACGAUCCGAGGGACUUUCCCUGGCUGAACGAAUAG